Durusdinium trenchii is the source of this 534-nucleotide messenger RNA. NCBI's taxonomy places the organism in Eukaryota, Dinophyceae, Suessiales, Symbiodiniaceae. The record is from the annotation of a GenBank genome assembly.
UUUCUCAGGUUUAUAUACUUGCAUUUCGCCAGUGUCAUGUGCUAACGCAACGUAGAUGAUCCUUUCAUUGGACUCUCAGUUCUCGAGUCAGUGCAAGAUGGCCGCCUCAGAUGAGGUACUCAAGGAUGGCAAAGCGGUGCCUGUGGGCUUUGGAAAGCUCUUGGCGCACACAGAUAGGGUGGUCCGAGACCGUGGUUUCAAGAAACUAAGAAAGUGGCUGAAGAAGAACCCAGACCUGGGAAGGCUGGAAUUUAUGAAAGUUUGGAAAGGCCUAUAUUUUGCGAUGUGGAUGGCAGACAAAAGACCCGUUCAACAGGAGCUUGCUGUUCAGAUCGCAUUGCUUCUCAACGAAAUUCCACUGGAGAGGCGCACAAUGUGGAUCGAAUGCUUCUGGGACACGAUGCGGGAUGCCUGGGAAAAGCUGGAUGCCCAUCGCGUCACUGACCGAGGAAAAGACACCACCCCCACAUCGUGCAAUGUGAGCUGUUCCAACCAUUUGGCAUGAUGUUUUAUGGCUCUGAGUGAAUUAUCCGC